AAAAUUCAGUGCUAAAAGCACAGACAAAAUGUCUUGGGUACGGUUGGCGGUGAGCCAGGCCAAUGAUGAUGUAUUUGAUGAAGAUGCAGAUGAGAUGGGCAUAGCACAGAAAGAAUGGAAAAGCACCAUGGAGAAACGAGUCAAAGAAGGCUAUCGAGAAGGCGUUGAAGCCGGGAAAGAGCUGACGCUUCAGCAGGGUUUUAAUCAGGGGUAUGAAGAAGCAGCAAAGAUUAUGUUCUCCUGUGGCCAACUCAAAGGGAGUGUAAGUGCUAUUUUGUCUUGGUGUAACAGUAACUGCUGCGAUUCUGCAGUGCUGAACAAAGCUACUGAUUUGCUGAAUGAAGUAUACAAGUACGAAGAGGCGUCAAUUAAGGAUCUUACCUGUCCCCACCCACAACCCUCUCUCGCAGACUUGCUGGAUACAGUUGAAGACAUGGACCUUGGUUAUGGACUUUCCCCAGAGAAGCAGGCUACUGGAACGAGAGAACAACAAAUUGGGGAAAAUGGAACACGGUGUUGUGGAAACCAUUGCACAAAUAGUGGGACUGAUUCUUCACAAAGCGAAUGCUGUAGGAGACCGAAAGAACACACAGCUUCUGUGAGGCCAACUUUUCCUUGGCUGAAAGAAAGAACUGUCAAUUUAAUAGAGCAAUUAGGCUUGUCUCCAAGCACACUUGAACACAUCUAGGAAUUGCAAAGUUA
Molecule: messenger RNA, 702 nt
Organism: Euleptes europaea (tarantolino)
Lineage: Eukaryota; Metazoa; Chordata; Lepidosauria; Squamata; Sphaerodactylidae
Gene: YAE1
Product: YAE1 maturation factor of ABCE1
Exons: 3
Coding region: 29-688 (219 amino acids)
Source: RefSeq, a predicted model, not a curated record